GCGAUUGGGUAAUACUCAAUUGAGUCCACGGUUUAAGAUAUAUAUAUUAUAUAUUAAGCCAAGAUUGAGUCCGCGUUGACCCCGUCGUUAUCAUAUUCGUUAAAUCAUGAAAUUGUUGUUAUCAAAUAUAAGCAAAUAAGUCCACUGUUCAUUUAGUUUUAUAUUAUUUCAUUUUUGUUACAAACAAAACUCAAAAAGUCAACAAUAUAUAUUAACAAUUAAAAGCAUUAUAGAAUAAUGCAUGAAACUUGAGACACAUAUUUUAUUUAGUAUAGACAUUUGACACACAAACAAAAAUUGAUUUUUAUUUUAAUAUCAGUAUAAUUAUUUUUGAAUUGCAUUAGCGACAAUUUUUAAAAUCAUGAGUUUCAAAAUGAAAAAACCUAGUGCAGUUUUUAAACACCUCAGUUCUAUUGUUGAGAAAAAAGAAGCCGAAGACAAUACUUCCACAAAAUUAUCGCUUUUUGAAUUAUCUUCACAAAAAGAUCAAAAGAAAACAGGAAAUAAUACUGCAUUUAAAGGUUAUGUUGAUGAUUCAAUUACACCUGAAUAUAUGACUUAUGAACAACUUCAAACUUCACUGAUUAAAAAGUCACCCCAAAAAACAGAAUCAAUUAGUAUAGAAGAAAAAAGCUUAAACCAGCCUACUAUUAGAAUGCCAGAAUAUCAAAAUCCAAAAAAAAAAGAAAGUAUAGAUGAGACCCUUAGAUGUACUACCAAAAUGAAUAAAAAUAGUUCAUCCAACAAAGUGACUUCUAUAUUAGAAAAAAAUGAAAUUCCAUAUAAUAAUUCUCAAAGCACUGAAAUGAAUCACUGUGAUCCAAAUUUAUCGAAGGACAUUUUGUUUAGUGAUGAAAAUAUUAAUGAGCUCAAUGAUACAUCUAUCAGCAGUGUUGGAAAACUAGAAGCGCAUAUAAAACGCUUAGAAAAAAUAGAGUAUGAAAUGUUGCAAAAAGUAUUUAACAUGUUUGUUAAUAUACCAGAAAAGUUGGCUAUUAAUAUACCAGGUCUUCGAGAUCCUUCAUCUUUGCCCCACCUUCAAAAAGUACGGCAAAAAAUUAAAAAUAAAUUGAAAAAUGCUAAAGCACAAUUGAAAAGUCAACAAAAAAUGACAAAAGUUGAAAGUUCUUCUGUAUUUGACAAUAUUUUUACUGCAUCUGAUAAUGAUGAAAAUCAUGUAAAUAAAAUCUCAGAAAACAUAGUAAAAGAUGAGAAAUUAUGUUUUUCAAAAAAUUUGAACAAAAAUUCUCAAAAUAAAGUCAAAAACAUACCAUGUACUUUGACAUCUUUAAAAAAUAAUGUAGAAGAAAGUGAUUACAAGCCUGAUGUAAGUUUAAAUUUGUACUGUCAGAAAUCUACUUCUAGUACUCAAACAAUGAAUAAAAUACCAAAUGUUUGUACAAAUCAACCGAUUCAAACAGAUCAUAUAAAUGCCAGUCAUAACAAAGAUCAAAAUUCAAGUACAAACUUGUCCAUGACUGAGUUCACUAAAAUUGACUAUAGUUUUUCUUGGGAACUUUUAGCAGUAUUUAAAAAAACUUUUGGACUUCGACAUUUUCGCCCAAACCAAUUUGAAGCAAUUAAUGCUGCUUUGCUUGGGCAUAAUUGUUUCAUUUUAAUGCCAACUGGUGGUGGAAAAUCAUUAUGCUAUCAAUUGCCUGCAGUUAUAUUAAAAGGUAUAACUGUUGUGAUAUCACCAUUAAAAUCAUUGAUUAUUGACCAGACUCAAAAAUUAAAAUCUCUAGAUAUACCAGCAGCUCACUUAUUAAGUAGUAUUACUCCUGACGAAGAAAAUACAAUUUAUUCUGAACUUUGGGGGGCUGAUCCAGGAUUGAAAUUGCUGUAUGUUACGCCAGAAAAAGUUGCAGCAAGUAAUAAAUUAAUACAAGUUUUAAACAAUUUGCAUUGUAGGAAUUUAUUAGCUCGGAUAGUUAUUGAUGAAGCUCACUGUGUGUCCCAAUGGGGUCAUGAUUUUCGACCAGACUACAAACGAUUAGGUGUAUUUAAACAAAAUUACCAAAAUGUUCCAAUAAUGGCACUAACGGCUACAGCAACUCAACGUGUUCGCAAAGAUGUUCUUCAUCAGCUUAAUAUUGAAGAAACAAAAUGGUUUGUAUCCAGUUUUAACCGACCUAAUUUAGUUUAUGAGGUGAUUCCUAAAAAAGGUAAAUCUUCAUUAUUGGAAAUUGCCAAAUUAAUAAAAUCAAAAUUUGCACGUCAGUCCGGUAUAAUUUAUUGUAUGACUAAAAAAGAAUGUGAUAAUACUGCUAUUUUUAUGUCCGGAGAAGGAAUCAAAGCUGUAAGCUAUCAUGCUGGAUUAACAGAUAAGAAAAGAAAUGAUGUUCAAAUGCAAUGGACUUCUAAUAAAUCAAAUGUAGUUUGUGCCACUAUUGCUUUUGGCAUGGGUAUUGACAAGCCUGAUGUGCGUUAUGUUAUACAUUAUUCAUUACCACAAUCUAUUGAGGGAUUUUAUCAAGAAUCUGGUAGAGCUGGACGAGAUGGUGAUGUUGCAUACUGUUUGAUAUACUACAACUAUUCAGAUAUGCAUCGUAUCAAAAAACUCAUUGAAAUUGGAGGUGGGGCUACUUAUGAAACAAAAAAGGUACGUUUUCAUAAUCUCUGUAGAAUUGUAUCCUACUGUGAAAACAAAAUGGAUUGCCGUCGUGCCAUGCAACUUAACUAUUUUGAUGAACAAUUUGAUAAAGCCCAAUGCAUUGCUAAUGAGAAGACUACUUGUGACAAUUGCCGAAUAAAGCAUUCUAUAAAAAUAAUUGAUGUUACGGAAGAAAGCAUUAACCUAAUAACUGCCGUUCAAGAAAUCUGCAGUUCAGGCAAUAAUUUUACAUUCACCCAUUUUGUAGAUAUUUUCAAAGGAAAAAAAACUCAAAAAGUAGUAUUACAUGGUCAUGAAAAAUCUAAUAUAUUUGGAAAAGCCUUACACUGGGAUAGAGAUGAUAUAGAACGAUUAAUACACAAAUUAAUACUUGAAGGUUAUUUGAGAGAAGAAAUGAUUGCAUUUAAAUCAGAUAUUAUGAAUGCGUACAUUCGAAUAGGCCCUGAAGCUGAAAAACUUCUAACUGGAUUCUUGAAGUUAUCACUUGCAUUAAGUCCAAAAACAAAUUUGAUCGACAAUAAUAUUGUUAGUAUUAAAGAUAGUACUGUAAAUCCAAUUCUUGAAGAAAUAAAGGAAAAAUGUUACACAAAUCUAAUGGAAGUAUGCCGUGGUUUAGCUGAAUCUUUGGAUAUCAGUACAAAUGCCGUUAUGACUAUUCAAGCAAUUCGUUCGAUGUCACAAUUGAUGCCCACUAAUGAAGAAGACAUGUUAAAAAUUGACGGCGUUACAAAAUCUAAUUUUGAAAAAUUUGGCCAACCCCUAUUAGAAAUCACACAACAAGCAGCUGCAGAAAAGUCAGCAAUUAUAACUACUGAAGUAAAUCAAGACAGCUAUAGCAAUAAUGGAUAUUGUCAAGGAAUUAACGUUGAUUCCCCAUAUUAUGAAGAUAUGGUCAACAGAAUGAUGGAAACUGAAAGUUUAAGUGGAACAAAACGAAAAUCAACUUAUUCAACUAAUAAAAGAACCAAACGUUUCAAAAGGAAUAAAGGAAAAAAAAAGAAUAGUUCCAAAGGAACGUCCACUUCAAAAAUGGCAAAAAUACGUAGUGCUGCAAUUAAAUUGAGUGCUAAAUUACGUCCUACUAAGAAACCAGGAUUUUUACCAGUACCAAAACAGGCUCCAACAAAAAAAUGAAUAUAUCUCAUUUUUAUGCAUAAUAUUAGCAGAAUUAAUUUUGUUUAAUAUCCUGUAAUUUAAACUUGGAAGAGAAAACAUAAUAUCAUAUCAUAUAUCUAUAAACUUAUAGACAGCGCAUCCACUCCGACCUGCCAUCAAUGCACGAGAAUCAUAUAAGAGAAAGAAAAAAGAAAGAGAGAAAGAACAUAAAAUAGUAAUCAUAGACCUAUGAAACUAACACUGUAUUUCCCCUACAUUCUCUUUUCUCUUUUACUCUAUAUCGUACUCCUGACCUUUCUCUCUAAGCGCUGUCCAUUAAUUUAUAGAUCUAUGUAUUAUAUAAGCAUUGAUUGUAAUUUAUAAUAAUAUAGUAUAAUAUGUAUAAUGAUAUAAGGUGUGAUAAUUUAUUAGCUAACACAGCCAUGAAUGAUAUUGAAUCUAUGUUAUUUUUAUAGUUACAAAUUACAUAAUAUACAAAUAUCAGUUUUAAAUAAAUUCAAAAGACAAUUUUAGUUAAAAUUUGCAUUUAGCAUAACCAAUCUAGUGUUAUUAGCUUUGAUAUUAGUGUUAGUGAAUUGAACGAUUAUCGAACCAACAUUAUGAAGGUCACCUUAUAGGCUUUUAUUGAUAUUUUAAUUUUAAAGCUUAUUUGAGCAUUUUAAAGUAGUAACUUAUUACAUAUUUGUUAUCUACUGUUUAAAAUAUGAAAAUAUCAUUAAAACCCUAUAACUUAUAAGGUGCCCACGAUAAUAUUCUUACCGUUAAGUGUGACUAUAGGUCAAUUCAUUCCAAUAUUGUGUACUUACUUAAUUUCUAUUAAUUACUACUUAUAAUUUAAA
Messenger RNA from Acyrthosiphon pisum (pea aphid), 4569 nucleotides. Its product is annotated as Bloom syndrome protein homolog. Gene Ontology annotation, biological process: DNA replication; double-strand break repair via homologous recombination. The coding region runs from base 362 to 3748 and encodes 1128 amino acids. Gene Ontology annotation, cellular component: chromosome; nucleus; cytoplasm. Lineage: Eukaryota; Metazoa; Arthropoda; Insecta; Hemiptera; Aphididae. Gene Ontology annotation, molecular function: nucleic acid binding; ATP binding; four-way junction helicase activity. The record is from RefSeq and is a predicted model, not a curated record. The transcript has 19 exons.